CCGCCCGCCCAGGAGCCGCACGCGUGCCGGGAACGUGCCCGCAGCCCCAUGGAGCCCGACGGCGCGCAGACCACAAAUCAGACGCAAGCAGAAUCUCUUUCUCCAUCUCCCAACACUGUGUCACCAGUGCCUUUAAGUAAUCCAACCAGUGCCCCAAGGUUUGGAACGGUUAUUCCUAAUCGGAUCUUUGUAGGAGGAAUUGAUUUUAAGACUAACGAAAAUGACCUAAGGAAGUUUUUUGCCCAGUAUGGCUGUGUGAAAGAGGUGAAGAUAGUAAAUGACAGAGCUGGAGUAUCAAAGGGGUAUGGCUUCAUCACUUUCGAAACCCAAGAAGAUGCACAGAAGAUUUUACAAGAGGCUGAAAAACUUAAUUAUAAAGAUAAGAAAUUGAAUAUUGGUCCAGCUAUAAGAAAACAACAAAUAGGGAUUCCUCGAUCUAGUGUAAUGCCAGCAGCUGGAACAAUGUACCUAACUACUUCAACUGGAUAUCCUUAUACUUUCCAUAAUGGAGUGGCUUAUUUCCAUACGCCUGAAACUGCUUCUGUUCCACAAGCAUGGCCUUCACGCUCUGUUUCCAGUUCGCCAGUCAUGGUAGCUCAACCGGUUUAUCAGCCUCCUACAUAUCAUUAUCAGGCCCCAACACAGUGCCUUCCGAGUCAGUGGCAGUGGAAUGUUCCACAGUCUCCUGCCUCUUCAUCUUCAUUCUUUUAUCUGCCCCCAUCUGAAGUCAUUUAUCAGCCAAUAGAGAUUACCCAGGAAGGUGGAUGCAUGCCUGCCCCACUCUCUCUAGUGGAAACUGCAGUUCCUGAGCCAUAUUCUGAUCAUGGAGUUCAAGCAACUUAUCACCAGCUUUACGCCCAGAGUGCCAUAGCGAUGCCAGCACCUGUGAUUCAAACUGAGCCAGUUAAAACCUUGUGGAGCGUUCACUAUUAAGCCAUGUGGGCAGCUCUGGCCUACCCGUACUGAUUUUCUUGUCCAGUCCUUCCCAUGUGGCCGAGAUCCAUCAUCAACACACCAGUUAGCAGCUGCCUGUUGUGAAACGUAGGGAACCAAGAUUACAUUCUGUAAGAAGAAAUUUUUCUCUUCCUUCGUCUGAGUCUGAAACCUCCAUGUACAUGAAGUCCUCAUUUUCAUCCUAGAAAAGAUUUUAGAGUGGAAGAUAAUUCUUAUACCACCACCUUCUACAGAUUCAGUAAAGUAGAUUUUUAGCAUGAAUUUUGUCACAAGGAGGGUAUGUAGUUCCCUAGCUUCUAAAAUUUUCUUGGAUGUGCCUAAAUGGAAAUGUUACUGCUUUUCGUAGAGCGAUAAAGCGAAAUCUUGCGGUUUGGAUAGGUAAACACAUGAAAUGCAGGAUAAAAUCAUGGUUUCCUUUCUUAAUAAAAAACUCUACUGGACAAAAUUGUAAUUUGCGAUAUACAGUCUACUGUAUAUACAUUACUUUCUAAUGUAGGUUGAAAAACAGCAUACUGCUAAUAAAGGGAAAACAUGACAUUUCUCUUUUGGACUACAGAAAUUAAAAGAUCUGUUAGUUGCAAAAUAAAAAAAGCCACUUUUCCACAUACUGACAGCAUUUACUGGUUGUGCAUUCAAAAUUGGUUGUUGAAGUCUGUGCAUUCCUUUCUGUUCCACUCUAGUUUGUAUACUUUUAAUUCUGCUGUGUCAGAAUU
Molecule: messenger RNA, 1667 nt
Organism: Nothoprocta perdicaria
Lineage: Eukaryota; Metazoa; Chordata; Aves; Tinamiformes; Tinamidae
Gene: BOLL
Product: boule homolog, RNA binding protein
Exons: 12
Coding region: 49-933 (294 amino acids)
Molecular function (GO): RNA binding; protein binding
Source: RefSeq, a predicted model, not a curated record